AGAGCAACACUGAACAUUGACAACCCAAAAUGCAAUCAUGGCGCACGGGGCACUGUGUUUUUAGAAUGCUGAGAAGUUUUUACGUAAACACUUCGUUAUUUUGCAUUGUAAACGAUUUAUGUGUUUUUAUAAAUUAUCCUUGAGUUUUUAAGAUUGUAGUGAAGCAUACAUGUGUGUUCCAAACGUGAAAUUUUCACCCAUUCGGAAUCACGACUCUGUACUACUAGACACUUGCAGGUAUAAAAAUCAUGAGAUUUGCUGUUUCAGGAGUCCUAACAUAACUUGUUGGUGUCAUAAUGUCAGAGGCGUACGCCCGCGAGAUACUGCGAAGGAAUGUUGCGCAAAUAUGCCAAACUAUAGGAUGGAACGGUAUAAACUCAACUCCACUGGACAUAUUGGUGCAUGUGCUGGAGAAGUAUAUAAGGUCACUUGGGACACAAGCAAAUAGAUACGCCGAACAAUUUAAUAGGACUGAACCAAAUUUACAUGACUUAGGAUUAGUAUUUCGUGACCUACACAUUCAUUUACCAGAGUUGACAGAGUAUACAAGGUGCGUUCCACCCGUGCCACCGCCUGUAACCUCUGAAAAGUUCCCUAAACCUAAAGAAUCCAAUUUGAACUUUCUCAAACCUGGCAGCCAUGAAGUGGUCACGAGACCUAUGCAUGUGCACGAGCACCUGCCACCUAUGUACCCGGAAAAAGAGAGGGAUACACCUGUUGUGGCAGGAACUGUUGAGAUACGUCAAAACGGCAUUGAUAAUGUUGACAAUAGUAAUGCAACAUGUACAAGUCCAGAAAUUUCAGUCACUGACAGCCCUGACAAAAACAAGGAAAUAUUCAAGAGACCCACUGAUCCUGUUUCGUUACCCAACAGUAAAAGACCAAGGUUACGUUUGGAUGAGGAGGAAAGGACUAGAGAAAUCAGUAGUGUGAUGAUGACAAUGUCAGGUUUCCUGUCUCCGGCACGUGAGGGUAAACUGCCUGAGGCUCGACCUCCUGCUAUUAUGUCAGAUAAACAUUAUGACAAACAUAAAGCAAAUUCACAUCAUUCUAAUGUAAUGAAGGCACCACUAGUAGAGAAAAGUGAUAAGAAAUCUAAGAAGAAUAAGUUAUUGAAUGGUAAAGUUAUGAAAAGUAAACGAAAAGAUAAGAGUCAUAAGGGUGAGGGUAGUAAAUCUAAGGAUAGUAGUAAAUUGAAUAAGUAUCCACCUGGUUAUCCAAUGAAAAAUAAGGAUGUUCAUCCUACACAUCAUAAUCACGUGACUAUGCCAGCGCCUAAGGCAACACCGCCUCCACAGCCACCUUCGAGAUCUGCGAUGCCUCCACCACCAGCUGUGGCCGAACCUAUCAGACCGAUUCCUCACAUCAAGCAGGAGCCUGUUGAUCUACCACCACCGGCACCACCAGUUGUGCCCAAAAACUCAGUAAUAACAGAGGAUACAAUCCCUGUACCAAGGAAAAUACCUAUUUCAAAAUCGCCACUUGUUUCUAAUUCAAUUCCUGUACAUAAAUCACAUCCUUCCACUAAUUCCUUUGUACCAGAAAUGGAAAUUAAAAAAGAAGUUAUUGAAGAAGAGGAGAAAUUGGCCUCUCAACCAGAUAGAUCAAAGAUUAAUAUAUUUAAAAGAAUAUCGAACAAAUCGAAAGAAGAUAAAAUCACUCCAGAGGUUGUUCAUGAAAAAUUACAGUCUGAUACAAUGAUCUCAAGGUUACAAAAUUCUGCACAUGAUAAUGCAAUUGAAAGUAGAUCGCAUGAAAAUGUUAGAGUGAAAUCUGAAGAGCCAGUCGUGAACAAUAAUGAUAAUAGUGCUGUAGAUUUGUCUAAAGUUAUGGACUUGAGGACUGAUGAAGUGAUAAAUAUUGAUGAUGAUUCUAUAGAUGUGCAUCCUAUGGCUUCUAGAGCUCCGCCAACGGAACAUCGUCCUAGUAUAUCAAUUAAUAAAUCCUUGCAGGUACCUUAUCCCAAAGAUAUAGCUAGUGUCAGUCCAAAAAUUAAGAAGGAAAAGAAACAUAAGGACAAGAAAGAUAAAGCUGCAAAACUAGAAGCAAAAUUAUUGAAGAAACAGAUAGCAUUAGAGUUAGCCCAAGCUGAAAAGCAGAGUUUGAAAAUGAGUGGUGCGAAACCACCCAAAGCAAGUAGGCCAAAGAAUGAAUCAAAGUUGCCACAAAUGCCACCUGGUUUCCCAUUCUUCCCUGCUAUGACUCCAGGGAGAGGUUUAAUGCCUGGUCCAGGCUUAAUACCUACACCUGGAUUAAUACCUGGCAGUGAAUUUCUAGCUGAGUUGGCCAAUAAUCCAGCACUAAGAGGAAUACCGCCUUCGAAUUUGCUCACCAAUCCAUUUGCAUUAGGUGCAGGUGGACCUGGUUUGAUUCCCGGACCUAGUUUCUUGUCUGGUGGAAUGAACCCUGGUAUACGAAAUCCACUUAUCCCAAUGGGUAAUUUCCCUCACCCAUCCAGAUCUUCCCCUAUGAAAAUACCUCCAAUGUUACGUCGUCGCCCUAGCUUAGAAGUGAUUCCCGUUGAUAAUGACGAUGACAGAGGCAUGCAUAAGUCUCCGAUGAUGGGACGAGAAAAGGACCGACACGACAAGCACAAAUCUCAAACCAUUCCAAACAUUUUACAGAAGCAUAAGUCCAAGUCGCAUAAAGAUCACAAGUCGAACAUGUUUAAAAUGCCACCUGUCACGCCAGAUAUCACUAUCGAAUUAAAUCCUCCUAAAGUGGACCCGGUCAGACUCGAGCCACCUCGGCAGUCGCCCGUCCCGCCACGUUUGCCCACACCAGAGCCAGUGGUCGAAAAGAAACCUGAGCCAGAACCAGAGCCUGUCAGAGCUCCAUCUCCAGAAAUACCACAGGAGAAAGAAUUAGAUAACUCUGAAAAGAAAAAGGAUAAGUCACAUAAAAAAGAAAAGAAGGAGAAAGAUAAGGAUGGCAUAAAAAUUAAGAAGAAAAAGGAUAAAAAAGAUAAGAACAAGGAUAAAUCUGACAAGAAGAGAGAAAAGGAGGAGAGGCAAGAGCUUAAAGAUAAAAUAAAGAAAGAAAAGAAGGAGAAAAAGAAGGAAAAACUGGCUGACGGCUUGGUCCCGAAACUUACGCUUAAACUGAGCUCGUCGAAUUCAAAUUCACCAAUGCCACCAAGCUCGCCAGAUUUAUACAAAUUAAACAUCAAACCGGUGAUAAAAAAGGAAGACGAGGAGGAGGAAUCACCGAUGAAAGAAGAGCCGCUGUCGAGAGAACACAGUCGCUCCCCAGAGCUCGCGCAAAUAUCUGCACUGGUGACGCGGCCACCAAAACCAAAACAUUCAAAACACAACCACAUCGCAGACAUCGAAGGCCACUCGUCUUCGCCGCCGUCCGGGAGCUCGCCGCCCCGAAAAAAUACUCCAUCCUCCUCUUCGAAAUAUAAAAGGAUAUUAAUUAAACCGCUGUGCAAGAAAGGGCACGUGGAAAACUUUGACGAUGACGUUGCAUCGAUUUCGGAAGAACCGGCGCCAGCUCCGCCGCCUCCCGCGCCCGUCGAGAGGCCGACCGGGCCAUUACCUACACCCUAUUACGUGGACGAACACGGCAAUAAGAUUUGGGUAUGUCCCGCGUGUGGCCGGCCGGACAACGGCUCGCCUAUGAUCGGUUGUGACGGCUGCGACGGCUGGUACCACUGGGUGUGCGUCGGCAUCACGGAAGAGCCUGGCGCCACAGAAGACUGGUUUUGUAAGUCGUGUCUCGCCAAACGUGCCGCAAUGGCGCUCGCCGGUGUCACUUCCUCCGGUAAAAAGAGGGGCCGAAAACCCAAAGGGGAAAAAAUUAGAGACUGUCAUUGAUAUGGACCUUUUGUUGUUACUGAGAUUAGUGAUAAUUUUCCGUUCGAUAGAUACGAGUAAAUGGAUGCAUGUUGUUAAUGGAUUAAUUGUUGAAUGAUAUCAUGAAGAAAAUGUUUUUCAUCAUUUAUAAUGUUAUAUCAUAGGCUUCAAUUAAGUAUAGAUAAUAAUGAAUAUUGACAUAAAAUGUUGAACAUAAAAAUAGUGUAGUUACUUGUAAUAAUUACCAUAAUUUUAAAUAUUUUGUUACGAUUUCUCUUUAUUUCUCGUUCGCUCGGUUAGAUCAAGCUGUAAUGCGAUUGCGGGCGUGUUAUACACUUCUCGCGUGUAAACAUAGAUGAUAAUAUAAGAUUCUUUUUAUAUUGUACAAAAACUGAAUUUACUUAAGAAAUUGGUGAUGUAUAAAGUAAAUGUAGUGAAUAUUUAAAUAAACAGAAAUAAGGCUGGAUGUAUUUUCAGCUGAUAUUUGAAUAUUUUCAUAUUAUAAUUUUAAUAUA
This is a messenger RNA of Helicoverpa armigera (cotton bollworm), 4312 nucleotides long. RefSeq names its product transcription initiation factor TFIID subunit 3 (gene Taf3). The record is from RefSeq and is a predicted model, not a curated record. Gene Ontology annotation, cellular component: transcription factor TFIID complex. NCBI's taxonomy places the organism in Eukaryota, Metazoa, Arthropoda, Insecta, Lepidoptera, Noctuidae. Gene Ontology annotation, molecular function: transcription factor binding; protein heterodimerization activity; p53 binding. Bases 297 to 3818 code for a protein of 1173 amino acids. Gene Ontology annotation, biological process: positive regulation of transcription by RNA polymerase II. The transcript has 2 exons.